GCAAUGAUGGCGGCAGCGGGAUGCGGAUCAGCAACCGCGGCUGCCGUAGGAGGCCAAGGUGGAACUGCAACGGCCAGAGGUCGUUUCCCCGGUCGGCCUUGGUCGUCACGAAGUCGUUUGCGGUCUGAGAAGCGAUGGCAACUCGGGCGAUCAGGCUUAGAAGCUGAUGAUGUGACUAACGGAGGGCCAAGGCCCGCAAACCUGGUUCUGUCCUUAAACGAAGACCAGUCUCACUUGCGCUUACUUGGGAUAGAGGCGAGCCACAAGAUCCUUGGCCAGGCUGGAUACAGCUCUAGUGGGAGUGAAGAGGUGAGGUCCCAAACCGACCCAGGAGGAGAUGACUUCAGAGGAUUUGAAGCUGAGAGAAAAAGCUCCAAAGGGCCUGUAUGGUCUCGACAAAACCCUUCCAAAGGUGAUGCUGUCAACACAAAAUCUAAACGACAAGGUGAGAAGCUACAGCUUAAAACGCCAGCAGUGGAGGCAGCUAUUACACCACCUGAUCCUGUAAAAGAUGUAAAAUCAUUGGAGGAAGUUCACGGCUUAUCCCCUGAAGCAGAGCCUGCAAAGGAUUGCAGGAAAAUUUCAAAAGGAAAAAACACUAUGGAUCGACAGUCCACUAAAAGCGGAGCUUCAUCAGCAGCACCAAGGAUUACUAUAAAGUUAGUGGCCAAAAAGAAAAUGAAAACUGUAAAGGAGCCUCAUAAAAAAUCUGUGAAGAAGUUGAAGAUAAAAGGAAUUCAGGAUCAGUCUAAAACCAAGGACAUUCAGGGUGACCAGAUUUCAAGCGCUCACGUCAAAUUAAAAACUGAACCACAUGAGGAUAAACAUGGCACAGAAGAUAAGGGAGGGGGGACUGUACCUGCAAGAAGGCGUGGGAGAUCUGCUUCAAAGACAACAGAGCCUGUCUGCCAGACUAGUGCCAAAAUUGUUGUUGAUGACCAAAAAUCAAAAGAGAGAAAAUCAGCAGAUCGAUUUGACACUGCAAAGGAGAGCGUGACAGAAGAGCAAAAAACAAAUGCAAAGAAAUUAAAGCAUAAGGAACUUGAAACAGAGCAAAGUUCUGAAGUGAAUCAACAAGUUAUUCGUAGGAGCAAUAGAGUCACUAACCCACUCUCAAAAAGCAUCUCGGACAGUGCAGCUGAACCAGAGAGUCUGAGCAAAAGUGAUGCCAUUCUGGUGGAGUCAAAAUCAGAAGUUUCUAGAGCAGUGGAGGCCAAACCAUUGUUGAGAGGUGACAGACGAAGACAAAGCAAGAGGCUGAAUAAGGAUGUUACAGUGCCAGAAAACCACGGUCCAUCAUCCACAGAGACAGAUAAUUUAGCUGAACAGCCCAGUGAUAGUUUGCCUCUGAAAAAAGAGGAAAUGAGGGUUCCGAGUUUAAAGUUUAUACGGAUCAGAAACCCAAAAUAUGAUGCACAGGCCAGUGGGAAGAAUUCAGCUCGAAAGAAAAAACGGAGAAAAUUUGUCUGGACUUUAACAUUGGUGAAGGGAGCAAGUCAGACACGGAGUACUGAAAACACUGUCAAAGUAGCAGAGAAGACGUUGAGUGAAGUGGAUCAGUCCACUUUUUGCGACACAAGUAGCAACAAGAGUUUGAAUUGCAUGGAUAAAAAAUCAAAACUGGAUAACUCAGCCCCACAAGAGAGAAGCACAGACAAUGAGUGUUCCCAAAACAAGGCUGACAUGUCAUUUGAGGAAAAGUCCACUUUACAGGUGGAAGUGGAAGUGGAACAUGUACCUGAAACACCUCCUCCAGAAAUGAUUAAAACAGAUUGCGGGAAAUUUGUCCCACCUCUUCAGAUCAAAAAGGUCUCCUCUCCUGGUAAAAAUAAAAGCUCGAAGCCAUCCUUUUUAAUUCAGCAAGUUAGUCCUGUGACUGAAAAGACAGAAGAUGUUCUGAAAGAUCUAAGCGAAGUUAAUGAGGAUAAACUGUCAUGUUUGGAGGCUGAAGUUGCACCAACUAGGAGACUAAGGAGGAGGACAUCAAGCCUUGGUUCACCACAAACAAAGUCUGUCAGGCAUAGGCCAGUGACCACUCAGAAACGGAGACCUAAAACGAGUCCACAGGAUAAAGAUACUCUGCAGGUGCACGUUGAAGAUUCUUCUCAGGUUUCAACUGAAGAUUCCAGCUCACAUGUUCUUCCUGAAAACUCUCGUCAGGUUUUGGCUGAGGACCCCUCACAGGUGACAAGUUUAAACUCCACUGGAGUUCCUAAUGGGGAGUCCUCAAAGAUCGCUGACAAUCCUUCACGGGUGCCAGGUGAAAUUUCUUCACAGAAGGUGGAGAAUGAGGUAGAACCACAGAUCAUAGAGGCCAAACCAUUGCCUGUGCCUUCAAAACCGAAAAGAUGUAGAAAUAAUAAAUUAGGGAAAAAGAAGUCUGCUCAAAAGAAUAAGGCUGUUGUCUCCCCUGAAACUGCCGUCAACGCAGAGUUGGCUACAGUUGAAGCUAUUAGCACAGAGUCUUUACUAAAGGAAGAUAUUCAGCCUUUAGUAACGGAGGUAAGUCAGCCAGAAACAAAAGAUUGCACCCAGUCAGAGGCAAAACCAGACUCUUUGUCAGUGGAAGAAGAACAGAUACAGCCACCGGUAAAAGAGGAAACAGACAUUCAGCUGAUAGAUAGUCAAGAAUCUUUGGUGUCAGAAAGUCAAGCAAGUGAUCCAAAAACGUGCCUGCAAAAGAAAUCUCUCAAAAAAGUAAAAAAGAGACGUAAAAGUUUGAUUGGGCAGCGUCAGAAACACAGGCACAGGAGCAGAGAUGGGAAGUUUGCUCCACUUAUAUUAUCUGAUAGUCAGAAAAUUGUUGAAGGGGAUAGUGACAUUUCCAACCCAUUGGCAGCUACCAUACCAGCCCCCAGCUCCAAACUUAUUGGGGUACAUAAAAAGUACACAAAGAGACAGUCAGGCCUUCAGUUUUUCACCUCUAAAAGGCCACAACCACAAUCGAAAAUAAUUUCUGAACUGAUAGAAAUAGGGCUUGAAAAAGAUAGUUUGAAGCAGGAAGAAACAGACACAUUAGUUGAUGGGGGACAGGCAGACGUAGAUACCCAACCUGGUAAAUCAAAGUUUGUAAAAAAUAUCAAGCACUUCAUUAUGCCUGUCGUAAGUGCCAGAUCCUCACGAGUGAUCAAGACCCCGCAAAGGUUUAUGGAUGAUGCUGGAAUGUCCGUACUGCCUAGAAGAAACUCUCCAAAGAAGUGUGCACAACUGGGCUUGCAAAUACGUCCAGGAAAGAGGCGAGAUGAUGGGACAGACAGAGCAAUAUCCCCUAUCCUGCCAGUUGACGAGGAGGACAUAUUGAGUGAAGCUCAACUGGAUGUAGAUCUGUUUUCAGCUAAGGACCUAGAUGACAACAUUGAUAUAGCUGACAGCCUAUUUUCUGAGGGAAAAGGAGGAAAAAGUGAAAAGAGGAGGUCUCUUCUAAAGAACUCUAGUUUCAAGUGGCAUGGGCCAGAAGAGUCUAGCGAGGAAGUGUAUACACUGGACAAAACUCCAGAGAACAAAUGUGAGGAUCUGUUUUUAUCUACACCAGUUGAUAAGCCCACAGAACUAUCUACUGACCUCCUGGAUGCUCAGAAAAAGAAAAGUUCCCCUAAGCUUAAUAAACAAAUGGCUCACCUCAAGAUUUAUCAAAGGCUAAAGAAGGUGCACACAGGUUUUCCCAAAAGCAAAAAUACAACAGAAGUGGAUAGCGUGAGUAAACCUCUUCAGCCCCCUGUUGAUUUAGCAGAAGGACUCGAUGACGAGGCCAUGAGCAUCAGCCUUAGGCAAAGGAAUACAAACGUGGAGAGCGAGAAGGACAAGUCCAAGCUCAAGAUAGAAGACCUUGAUACUCCUGGAGUGGUGAGAAAAGUUUCUGUGUGUGUUAGGACUAUGAACUCCAAGUCCCUUGCAUUUCAGCACGGUAAAGAGGAGGAUUUGGCAGGGAAAGACAUUGCCCAACUUCACUCAGGAGAGCUGCAGUCAGAACAGAACUCAGGCACAGUUGAAGGCGAUUACCUUGGGUCUGUGGAGAAGGGAGCUUCACAAAGACCGCGCCUCACUGGUGCAAAUAAAAGAAUGUUCAAUCUCCUCAGGAAAGCCAAGGUCCAGCUCAUUAAAAUUGACCAACAGAAACAGCUUAAGUCAUCUGGGCUGUUAUCUGGCCCGAGUGGCGCCAGGUCUCGGGAUGUGGCCUCUAAGAGACAAAGGAGGAAGCAGCGGGUGCAGCCUGAUGCUGAUGUUCCAGUCAAGAUAGAGCCACCUCAAGGACAACCGCAGCUCAUCUCCCCGCUGUGCCAGGAGUUCCGUAGAGCGGGCGGUCCACGAAUCAAGCACGUGUGUCGUGCAGCAUCUGUGGUGCUGGGGCAGCCUCGAGCCUUGGUACCAGAUGACAUUCCCAGAUUGAGUGCCUUGCCUCUGCAUGAAAGAAGUGGUAUUUCUCCAUCAGCCGUCACUAAAGAUGUUGGGUCUCCCUCAGAAUCAGACAGUCCUGGGCUGUCAGAUCCAAAGGUCACCAAGAUCAAGAAGCCGUCGAAUUUUAUUAAAAGGAAAGGACUUGGGCCGUUUGGGUACCGCUCUCGGAGGUGUGGAGUAUGCAAAGGCUGCAACCACGAGGACGACUGUGGCAAGUGCAUGAACUGCCUUGACAAACCCAAGUUUGGUGGUCCCAAUACCAAACGGCAGUGUUGUGUGUAUAAGAGAUGUGAUCAAAUUGAAGAGAGAAAAGCACGGAGACUCAGUGGAAGAACAGCACCCAAAGGUGCCUCCAAGCGACGGAGAUCCUCUCUUAGCGGGGGUCAUUCAAGUAAUGACGAAGGGAACGAGGGUGCUGUGGACUCACCAUCUGGUCUCCAGGGUGACGGCAACAGUCCGUCAGUAAGAAAACAGCCAAAGCGUGUUGUGAAACCCCGCGUCUACUUUGACUUGGUGGACUACGACUCAGAUCUAGAUGACAAAGCUGUCUCAAGCUCUGCUUCGCCAGCCAGGAGAAGGGGUUCUGGACACCGUUUCAGUCAAGACUUUGUGUCACUGGAUGGAUUCCUUGGAGACAUUUCAGAUGAUGAAGUGAGGCAUCGAAAGCCCACUUCACACCGUGUACCACCGGGUCGACGUAAACCUGAGAAGGUUCAGACAUCUCAGGGUCCUUUGGAGCAGACUCCUCCCAGUGUCCUGGCAGCUUUGGCCCAUGGAUUUGAGCAGAGAGACGUUGAGUCCUCUAAACCUACUCACAAAAUCAGGGUUGACUUCAAGGAGGACUGUACUUUGGAAAACGUCUGGAAUAUGGGUGGUUUAAGUAUACUGACCUCUGCACCGCUCAUGCCACCCUAUGUCUGCUUCCUUUGUGCCAGUAAAGGGCAACACGAGAUGCUGUAUUGCCAAGUAUGCUGUGAGCCCUUCCACCAGUUUUGCCUUGAACCAACAGAGCGCCCCUCUGAGGAGAACAAGGAAAACUGGUGCUGUCGACGCUGCAAGUUCUGCCAUGUGUGUGGCAGAAAAAACAAGCCCUCAAAGCCUUUGCUGGAGUGUGAACGAUGCCAGAACUGUUAUCAUGCUUCCUGUCUGGGACCCAACUAUCCAAAACAAAACAAGAAGAGAAAAGCUUGGGUUUGUAUGACCUGCAUCAGGUGUAAAAGUUGUGGCGUCACACCAGGUAAGAGUUGGGAUGCUGACUGGAACCACGACAAAGGCCUCUGUCCAGACUGUUCAAAACUCUAUGAACAGGGUAACUUCUGUCCAAUCUGCUUCAAGUGCUAUGAGGACAAUGACUACGACAGUCAGAUGAUGCAGUGUGGCACCUGUAAUCAUUGGGUACAUGCCAAGUGUGAGGAUUUAACAGAUGAGCUGUAUGAGAUCUUGUCCAGCCUGCCAGAGAGUGUAGUUUAUUCAUGUCGGCCUUGCAGUGUGACCCAGCCAAGUGCCUGGAGAGAGCUGCUCUACAUUGAGCUCAGGGCUGGGGUGGAGAAGGUGCUAGCUUGUUUGCUCUCCUCCACCCUCACCCAGCACCUUGUUACCUGCUCACAGUGUGAAAAGUUGGUUGAUCCGGACAGUGGAAUAGAGGGACAGCCAGCCUGUGACCUCCGAGCUGUGGGCAAGAAAUUUGACAAGGGCCUUUAUACUACGUUGAAAAUGUUCCAUGAAGAUGUGGUUCAGGUUGUGCGCAAGAGACUUGAGCAAGAAGAGGAUCUCCCAGAGGAACAGAGACACACUGCCCUGGCACGCUCUUACUACUUAAAGCUCCUCGAGGAGGUAUUUAAUUGGUUCAACAGCCAAGACCCAAAGGUGUGGAACCCUUGUACCAAAGACUUGCCUAUGGGGAUGCUAUCCCAUGCUGUUCAUCCUCCAACAACAGAGCAUGUUUACGCUCAGUGGCAGGAGAGGGAGGAUCCCUUGUCCAGGGCUCCACUGGGGCUCCUGCAGGAUGAUAAUGGACAAAGCUUAGAUGAAAAGGAAGAGGAGGCUGUCUCUCCGAUGUCUGGGGAGCCAACAAGCCGGAACCACUUCAAAACCAGUAGGGCUGUCAGGCUCAAAUUCAAAGGGAAAAGGGGCCGGCUUUCAAAAGCUGAUCUAGACACUGGAUGGUCUAAAGAUGAUGAAAGACAGUGCUCUUUGUGCCAAAAAUAUGGAGACCUCAAGUCUAAUGAAGCAGGGAGGUUGCUGUACUUGGGUCAGAAUGAAUGGGCACAUGUCAACUGCUGUCUGUGGUCAGCUGAGGUGUUUGAAGAGGAUAAUGGCUCUCUAUUACAUGUACACAGUGCUGUCACAAGGGGGCGCUUGAUGCGAUGUGAACGAUGCAACCAGACAGGUGCCACAGUGGGCUGCUGCCUGACAUCCUGUCAAAGCAACUAUCACUUCAUGUGUGCCCGCUCCCGUCAAUGUGUGUUCCAGGACGAUAAGAAGGUCUAUUGCUACAAACAUCGACAUCUCAUCAGUGGCAGGAUGAUAACUGGUCAAGAAUUUGAAGUAAACCGCAGGGUGUAUGUGGAUUUUGAGGGAAUCAGCCUCCGCAGAAAAUUUUUGACAGGACUGGAGCCAGAACUGAUUAACGUGAUGAUUGGUUCCUUACAGAUAGACAAACUAGGUGUUCUGACAGAACUUUCAGCAAGCAAAGGAAAACUCUGUCCUGUGGGUUUUCAGUGUUCUCGUUGGUACUGGAGUACAGUUAAUCCAUUGCGCCGUUGCAAAUAUACAUGUACAGUUCGGGAAGUCCAGCCUAUUGUCCCUGAGAAACCUGUUGAGGAGAUGCCUGACCAAGGAAACAAUCACACCAUUGCACACAGCCCCUGUCCACUACCUGAAUCUGAAGCUGAAGAAACUGAUACAACAGAAUCCCAGCCCCCAAUGGAGGAAAGCUUUGUCCCUGGACCUCCCCCAAAGUCAGAUCAUGGUGCAAGGCCAAAGAUUCCCAGCUAUCCCCAAACCAGGAGACCAGCUGGAGGAAUGUCCCGACCUCUGCCAUGCCCGGGAGUAGCCCAGUUGAAACCCCACCACAUAUUAACGAUAAGUGAUCUGGAGGAGACUCGAAGGGCUCGUCGCCACAGCCCACACUCGCAGACAACAGGCCUCCGCAGUCGCAUGUCCCCCCCCCCUUUGGGCCCUCUGACUGGACCAAUCACCCUUCGUGCUGGAAAAUCCUCACUUCCCACUUCUCCACUGUUCCCACCUGCUACAGACAACUUGAUAAGUUCUCCAUCAUCCCGCCCAGUCGGAGGUAGAAGUGCUUCCUCAGUCCGAUGCCCUGGAAAUACAACAACCCAUUGUGCCUCAUCUUUAUUCCCACAGUCUCCCUGGCAGGACAGUGCAGGAAACUUUCCUUCUCCAAGUCUGUCUUUCUCUUCAUCCAUACAUUUACCCAGGACUCGAUUGUCAUUUGAUCUGAGCCAGUCAGACUCAGUUGAGGUGCCGCACAACUUCUUAGCUUCACCAGAGCCUGACGAUGUCUCUCCAGCUAAUGGUACUUCACCCCAGGGGGAUUUAGACCAACAGAAGGAUGAAGAAGAAUUUCCCUACAGUUCAUUCCACAAAGAUCCCAGCAUGAGUCUGGGCCAAGAGAUGAGGACAGAACUGGAGAUUGAAGAGACACUCGUGAAUGAAGGUGUAGCAAUGAACUGUGGGGGGCAGAUAGUGGUGGAGGGUGAUGACCAGGAGGAAUUUUGGGGAAGAGCCCAAGACCUACACAAGAGGAAGACGCUUGUUGCCAACCUGCCACGAUCUACAGCCUCAGCCAGGGAAGACUUGGAAAACACCUCCUCUGAUGAUGAUAUGGAGCACUAUUUUGACUUCUCACGGACAAUAGUCAGUCGUCCUGGAUCAAAAGAUCUUUCCAAAUCUUCCUCCUCCCCCUCCCCCCGGCCUAUGGCUCAGCUGGAUGGUGUUGAUGACGGCACAGAGAGUGAUGCAAGUAUAGCGACCAAGGAUGAUGCUCAGAAACUCGAGGGUUCUACUCAAGCUCGGAUACAAGGCAAAAACCUAAAUAAUAAGAGUGUCCCAGAAAUGGAAACUACAAAUGGCACAGAGGCUGUUCAGAGUAUGUUCCCCAAAGCAUCAUCCAAUGAUAAGCACACAGAUUCUUCAUCAGUUACCAUCUCAGUUGCCAGCAAAAGUCCUACAGAUGGUUCACCUCACAAUCCACCUAAAUCCUAUGAUGCCAAUCAGUCCAAUGAGGACAACAUGGGAUUUGUAUCUCAACAAAUUUCCGCAAACUCUCCACUCAAACAACAAAGCUCUGACACUCCUUUAGUAAAUCGUGAGACCGUGCUUCCUACUCCUCUUCGUGAUGCUCUGCCUAACUUACUCACAAAGGUGCCUGAGACCUCAUAUGCAGAAAGGUUAUUCCAGGGUUCCAGUUUAGGUUUUGCCCCUGAAACACCGCUUGUUCUUGAGAGUUGUGACACAGGUCCACCUUUAACUGAGAUGGUUCCUUUGUUACAGGGUACACCGCUUGAGACCCAGCAGUCUGAAGCUUGUAAACCCCUGAAUUCAGAGCCUGACAGCAGCCACUUUGUAACGUCAACUGAGGGGUCUACUGUGUUAAUGAACCACUUAACAGCUAAUACAAUGGAACCGUCACUAGCAGACGCUGCUGAUAGUAGUGAGGGCGCCUUGCUGGAUCUUCUUCAGCCCUCCCCUUUAAUGUCUACAGAUCUACAAAACCCCUCUCAAAGCGUUGUAGGCUCAUUGCGUAUGUAUUCCUGUCUACCAGGUUUCAGUCAGCCUCCACUAACAAGUAUUACACUUCAGCCAGUAACAUCCUCACAAGAGUCAACAACCUUGCCAUCCAUGGAGCCUACUAAACUAACCACCCUCACCCCCGUUGGAGAUGUGACACAAACACUGCUAAAUGUUGCCCCUCAAAAUGAUCCAGUGCUGUCAGCUACAUCAGGCAAUUGUGCCCCAGCAGGAACUUUUGGAACUGUUUCUGUACCUAUCUACUCAACACAAACACAGCCGUUGGGUUCUACAGCUGUCACCAUUGUUUCUUCUUCUGCGUCAAUACCAUCUCUUUCAGGGCUUUCAACACAGUGUUCAACUGCUCCGUCAGCAGUCCAAACCACCUCAGCCCCUGUGAUCUUAAACGGUUACAGCUCUUCAUCUGUGCAGAAGGAAGCUGCAUCUGGUCACACAAUCUCCAUCAACUUUUCUACUCCCAGGCCAGCUUUAGAACCUCAACAACCAGUGGUACCCCAGGCAUUACCUGGUCAUGCCAUUCUUACUGUGAAAGAGGUGGGGGGUCCAAAUGUGGAUCCUACACCACAUGUCCUGCUGGUGAACCGCCUUGGGCAGAUCUUUGUGAAGAAUCCAGAAAGUAACACUUUCCAGCUGCCCACUCCCAACUCCCCUUCCUAUAACUGUGUCACUCAGAUUGCAAGCCUUUUGCAAAGCAACGCGCUGUCAGCCACACUAGCAGCAGCUGGUAAUAUGACUGCUCCAACCCCCGGGGCUAACGUGGCAACAGCAGUUCCUCCGUCAAUUACACCUGCAGUUCAGAAUCCAACCACAAUUACACAGCUGCUCACUCACAAUAGCAACGGUGCAGUGGCAUCAGUUAAUGUGAAGAAGCCAAGGAAGAAUGCAAAAACAUCAAAAGAUGAAACUGUCCCAGAAUUGAAAAAACCAAAGAAGAAGAAGGAGUCCAAUGCAUCCAAAAAACCCAAGUCAUCCAAGGCCUCAGGGCAAUCUGCUCAGUCAACUGAGAAUCCUCCCAUGACUCCUGCUGAAAGUGCCCAAGCAAUUAUUAAUCAAGCAAUGGCAAGUAACUACACCCCCAAGUGGACUGGGCUUCAAACACUAAACCCGUCCUCACUGGUUUUGCCACCUGGCUUAUUAAUUGAACCAGAGCCACCAGUGAUGCCUCGCUCUCCAUCACCAACACCAACACCAGCACCGGCAGAAGCUCCUACACCCCGCCCUCGCACCCACGUCCGCAUGAAAAGAGUGUCUUCGCUUUCAGACCGUAUUGUCACGAAGAAGUCUAAGGUUGACUUCCUGCAACCAGAACCCAUCAAUGACGAUGAGGAGCGGCGCAGACCUACCUUUCCAAGCAUCUCCAGCAGGGCUUCGGGGGUCCGCAUCAAGACCCCAACAGUGAAAGGAGUACUGAACCUGGAUGAGUUAAAGGAGGAGCAUAUAAGUGAUUCUGAUAGCACAGGUUCAGAGCCUUGGGAUUACAUGUCUCGGGGUGAACAAGGCAAGCAGCAUGCUUGGGAACCAGUUGGACACAGCACCCUGACUGACUGGAAGAAAUACUCUGGCGCUGCUUCUACCUCAGAUGAUGAGGCACUGCCGUCCGACGAGGAUGAGGAAUGUCCAACUAACAGAGACCAGCCACAUUUACGAUUUGAGAUAACCAGUGAUGAUGGUUUCAGCGUAGAGGCGGACAGCAUCGAGGUGGCUUGGAAAGCAGUGAUAGAUGGUGUGCAGGAGGCACGAGCGAUUGCAAGGCUGAGACCUCUUACCUUUCAGAAGAUCACUGGUGCCCGUAUGCUGGGUCUGGUCCAUGAUGCAGUGGUGUUCUUGCUGGAGCAACUUCAAGGAGCUCACCGUUGUCAACGCCAUACCUUCCGUUUCUUCAAACUGUGCAGCCAAGAGGAUGACCUGCCUGUCAAUCCCAGUGGCUGUGCCCGCUCUGAGCUCUAUCUUAGGAAGUCCACGUUUGAUAUGUUUAACUUCCUGGCUUCUCAGCAUAGGCAGCUUCCUGACAUUGGGCCUUAUGAUGAUGAAGAAGAUGAGGUUCUUUUGAAGUCCACAAGACGGGCUACUAGUUUGGAGUUACCCAUGGCCAUGCGUUUCAGACAUCUAGAACGAACAUCCAAGGAGGCUGUAGGUGUCUACAGGUCCGCUAUCCAUGGCCGUGGUCUUUUCUGCAAGAGGAACAUUGAGGCAGGGGAGAUGGUUAUUGAAUAUGCAGGCAUCGUCAUCCGCUCCGUGCUCACUGACAAAAGGGAGAAGUACUAUGAUGGCAAGGGAAUUGGCUGUUACAUGUUCCGCAUUGAUGACUUCGAUGUGGUGGAUGCAACCAUGCAUGGCAAUGCAGCAAGAUUCAUCAACCACUCCUGUGAACCUAACUGCUACUCACGAGUGAUCAACGUGGAAGGCCGUAAGCAUAUCGUCAUCUUUGCUCUUAGGAAGAUCUACAGGGGAGAGGAGCUCACCUAUGACUACAAAUUCCCCAUUGAAGAUGCCAGCAACAAACUCAACUGCAACUGCGGGGCCCGGCGAUGCCGGCGUUUCCUCAAUUGAGAGAUCCCUUGAAUGAAAGGGGAAGGAUCCUGUUUACUAGUAAGCCUUAAAGUAAGGUGGCACUGGAUAGGACUUGGGGAGGAGGUGGGCAGUCCACAUAACAAGUGAAUUAGCCACUAUGAGACCAAUCAAUAACAUUUGGCUAGUUAGAAGUGAUAUGUGGACAUUUUAUGAAUUGGACAGUAAGAGGAAGAGAACCUGCACAGAAAAUUACUCAACUUUUGAAGAGUUUGUGUUCACAAGGUCCUUCUACCUGUGAGGAGUUCAGAUGUACAGCUGGCACAGCAAAGUCACCACAGCGGUAAAUAUUGUGGGUGGCUCCUGGAUCUAUACUGACAACACCAACAGAAUUUCUUUGAUACACACAUCAAGCCUUAUCUGUUUGAAUCAUUGCUGAAAACCUAUAGCUAGCAUUUGAGGGAUUCCUAAUAUGUUUUAUUCAUUUAUGGGGGGUAUGUCUGUCUAAAAACACUUGUAAUCAUGAUUGCUCCAUCCUGCAGUGAUGGGAACAUUACAGCCCCAUGCAGUGGUAAAGUUAGUUCUUGAGCCAUACAUUGACCCAAACCUUUAUGUGUGCAUUUUAUCUAACGUUUAACACUUCUCACUUUGUUAAUAUUUUUUCUUUUUAGACUUAUUUUUUCGUGAAUAACAAAACAACCAUGGUGCUAAGCUUUGAAAGGUCUUUAACGUCUUUAGUUGGACUAAGAUGUCCUGCAAAUCAGGAAUUGUUGAGCUGUUUAUUCACCCUGCUGAGAUCAUGUAUCUUAAAUUUAUGCACUCAAGCAGUACUCUUACCGUCAUUGGAAUAUAGUGUCUGAUAGGUUUCACACUUUAGGUCUGCUGUUUUUUCCUGUCUCUCUUUCUCUUCUUGUGUGGAGUUAAUAAUAGAUUAUUGCAAUUUAACUAUUUCAGUCAGUAGUGUCAUAUGAUGACAGAAACAAGACACUUUUUCUGUCUUGAUGUACAGUGUAUGUAGCAAACACUAUCCAAGCCAAAAGUGAAGAGUUGUGGUGAAUAUCAGUUUUUUAAAUAUAUAUUUUAUUACUCUCAUGGCAGAUGCUCAUUACCUAUUGCAAUAAGACUUUGCUGCCCUAGAGUUGCACAUAAAUAACCAUCAAACAUUCAAAUUCUCUUCAUCAUUGUCAAACUUGCUACAGUUUAUCUCUUAAUCAGGGAGGGCACUGGUAAAAAGCAUCGCCACUGAGUGUGUGCAUUCAGCUCCUGCACCGGGCUUGUGAAGAACAAGGUGCACAGACUUUCUAGAUGUUGCUGUUGCAAAAAAAAAAAAAAAAAAAAAAAAA
This is a messenger RNA of Xiphias gladius (swordfish), 13019 nucleotides long. RefSeq names its product lysine (K)-specific methyltransferase 2Bb (gene kmt2bb). The transcript has 36 exons. Bases 4 to 11718 code for a protein of 3904 amino acids. Gene Ontology annotation, molecular function: protein binding; DNA binding; zinc ion binding. NCBI's taxonomy places the organism in Eukaryota, Metazoa, Chordata, Actinopteri, Istiophoriformes, Xiphiidae. Gene Ontology annotation, cellular component: nucleus; histone methyltransferase complex. Gene Ontology annotation, biological process: positive regulation of DNA-templated transcription. The record is from RefSeq and is a predicted model, not a curated record.